AGUAAAACUAUGCUGUCCUUUGAAGACCUGAUGACAAGUCUGCAAGACUGUGUCAUCACCGAGGACCAAGCAGCUUCAAAUGUCAGCCAGACACUCAGGCUCUUCAUUGAUAAACUCUCUGAAUCCUCCAGGAGUAGUGUGAAAAGAUGCAAGGAGCGCUGUUUAGAGGAGGCUGUGCAGCUGCUCAGACAAAUUCCAGAGGCACAGCUUCAGGUUGUAGAAGAGGACCACCUCCUGCUCCUUGUCAGACUCCUCAUCUCCAUGCAGCUGAAGACGGUCAGCAUCUCAACAGCCUGUCGUAAAGUGGACCAGAUGUUGCAACUUUUGGCAAAGGUGGACCACCAAUUGGUUUAUAGAGAAACCCAUCACUGUUUGCUCUCUAUAGUCCACAAUGAGCAGAUCUUUUCUUUGGAGGAUCUGCAGAGAGCCUGUAUGUUCCUGGAAGACAGCUCUGUUGGUCGUGAGGUGUGGCGAGAGUCGCACCUGUCCUUGCUGAAUAAAGUGUCAGAGUUGUUCCCUGUUGUAUUGCAACAAGAAUCCCUCAGAGAUGGACCGCUGUGUUACAUUGCCGUCAAAGUGUGUUUGCAGAUAUUUCAGCUGUUGUCCAGCGAAGUGGCUCCUCUAGUGUGGGACAAGGAGCACAGGGGUGCGGCAGUGCAGACGAUCCUGCAGGCUCUUAUGGACAUAAUACUCGGACAAUGCUGCAACAGGGACACUCGCCUUCUGGCAGGUACUGCUGUGGCCAUGCUGAUCAACACAGCGCCAGAGAGCAGAGCUGGAGAAGCUGCUGCCUGGAGUCUGCUACAGGUCUCUCACUCAGAGCCCUGGCUGCUGACUGUUGGUGCUCUCCAGGUGCAGUGCAGCCCUGCAGGGAAGGACGGCGUGGACAGGCUGACUGUGAGCAGGGGCCUCCUGACCUGCUGUCGACCUCACAUCUUGCUCAGUUCACAUGUGGAUGCCACGGAAAUGUGUUUCCUGCUGAAAGGUUUGUUUCCUCUGGUCUAUGCUUUGUGCGAGGAGAAGUUGGAUUGUCACUACUUUGCCUUUGAAGUGUUAACACUGUGGCUGAGGAAAGUGAAAGAAUGUCUGGCUGAUAUCUGGAAGAUGACAGGCGUUCGCCUUCUGCCCGACGACAGCAGCCUGCAGCAAGAGCUCAUUCACAUUAUCUGGACCAAUGCAGAGAGCCCAGUGGAGGGUGUGUCAGAACUUGUGCGCAGUGCCUUUUGUCUGCUGCUGGACCUCUAUGAGAUGGACUGUGAGCAGUUUUGUGACACAAGGAAGCCUCUUUAUUUCACUCUGCUUCAGAGAAUAAUCAAACUUCCUUGGGAAGCCAAAGCCAAAUAUCACCGCCUUUGUGCCCUGCUGCCGUAUCUGGGUACUGACAUGGUGCUGGAUCAGUAUGCUGAAAUACCCAAUCAUCUCCUGAAGUGCUUGUCAACCAAUCACCUGUCACCAUGUGGGUCAGAGCUUUACAGGUGUCUGAUCCAGCAGCAGAGGCGAGAGCUAUGUGACGGCUCACAAAAGCCUGCUUCGCACACCGAGCUGGAUCUGGCCAAUCAGUGGGCGAGGUGUUGGCGUCCCGUCCUUCAUGAGGCGCUGACGUCUGAUGUGACUCUUCUACAGAACAACAGCUCAAUACACUUAUUACCCUGCACCUUUCAAGUCUUCCCCUCUGCUGUGGUUCCUCUGCUGGCCUCUCUGGACCCGUUCGCUCUCGGCCACCUCCACGCCUGGGCCUGCGUCGUGAGCUCCUAUCGAGCUGUUACUGGAGGCUCUCCCUGGGAGCUGCAGGGGAGCUCAACCCUUGAAACCCUCCAGCUAGCUCUGGGAUCCGCAGAUGACAAAGUCCGCCUUGCCGCUCUCAACCUUCUCUGCUGCAGCCCAAAGACCAAAGACACUCCAACCAUAGAGGAGAUGUCAAUAAUGAGGACGUUUAUUCCUCAGAACCUAAACUGUGAGUCCUCGCCUUUUCGGCAGCAUCUUCAGGCCGGCGUGAAGAGGUUUCUGGUUCGUAUCAGAGACGGCUGCUUGGCACAUGUCAGAGGACAGAAGGGCAAAAAGAAAGGAGGAGCCACCUGUUCGGAGACGGCACAGGACACACUGGAGCAGGGGAUAGGGUUUGUGGAAUGGUUGGGUCAGCUUCCGUACAGCUACCUCGCACCGGGACACAGUUAUCAGAGGAAGAAGACUGCGUUACUGUUGCUGUCUGCAGUGCUGGAGACCUGCACAGACACCUGGAGCCCAGAAAAAAAGAAAGGACAACCUCCAGCAAAUAUGGGCUGUCUUAUUACCUGUGCCAGACAACGAGGGCAGUGGGAUUUCAUCUGCAGGACAAAACAGCUGGUCCUCAUCAGCUGUUUAGAAGAUUCCACAAAUGAGAUCCGGGAGCUUUCAGCUGGGUUAUUAUUGAGAUUUUUUCCACCCAGUUUUCCAGACGAUAUCGCCGCGGUGCUGCUUAGCCGAACCAAACAGCACCUGUGCAGCCCUCGGGUGCAGGAGGCUCAGAUGGGAGCACUGAUGAUGAAGGUCCUCCUUCAGAAAUCACAAGACCAGCCAGAGGACUGCAGGCUGAACAGUCACAUUGCUGUCAGCAGUGGAAGUAACUCCAAGGCCUCCUGCAUGGUCAGAUUCCUGGUGAAGGAGCUGGAGGAGCACUAUCUGACAGCAAAGGCUGACAUGAUGCUCGCUGCCAGAACCAAGCCGAUACACGGUGUUCUAAGCGCCCUUCAGAGGUGUUUGCUUGAGUCACCCAGCAGUGUGUACGACACGCUCGAGCACAGUCUGACCACUGAGGUGCUAAGCCUGCUGGAGAGCAUCUCUCUGCUGCUGCUGGGCGUUCUGUAUGGAGACCCGGAUGCUUGUGCCACUGAGAAGGAUGCUCCCCCUUCUUUUUGUGAUAUGGGAAACGCCAUCAGCUCUCUAAUAGCCGAAGCGUCUGGAGGCGGUGAGGAGGAGGAGGGUGUCCUGCUGUCUGAGGAGCACAGCCUCGUUCUCACCUGCUGCUGGGUCUCCCUUAAGGAAAUAGGGAUCUUUUUAGGUUCUCUGGUGGAGAAAAUUCUCACUGAGUCCAAACCCAGCAAUUGCCUUCUAACAAAAGAGGAUCUAAUGACAGCAUCAAAAGUAUUCAAGAAUAUUCUUCUCAAAUGUCGUCACUGGGGGGCAGUAGAGGGAUGCUGUCUAGGCUUCACCAAGUUCUGUGCCUCCCUGUUGAGCAGCAGUGAUUCAGAGUUUAGGGAUAUUCCUGUCCACAUGCUUAAACAAGGAUUGCAGGUUGUGCAGUCCCCUCGUUCCACAUCUGUGACCCGGCGGGCUGCUGGCUUGCCCAUGCUCAUCCUGUGCGUCGUGUCUGCAGGGGAGGCCAGUAAAACAAAACAACUGUUAGCCCACAGUAUGCAAACCUUACUGGAGACAGCCAGAACCCCUCUGCCUGAGGACUGGGACCAAACACUGGACCUGCCGCAGGUGUGUGCGGUUCACACUCUGCAGGCCCUGGUGCGUGGUUCGGGUCUGGGAGUAGCUGUCCUUCAGUUUGCUCCUGCUGUAGCCAUCUUAUCGCUCACUCUGCUCAGUUCUCCCUGCUGGGCCAUGAGGAACGCUGCUCUGCAGCUUUAUAGUUCUCUGUGCUCUCGAAUGCUCGGCCAGCGGCCCAGCAGUGAAGAGGGUGGCCCCACCCAGCAUGGCAUGUCCCCCCUUGCCUUCUUUUUCCACUACCCUGCGCUCCAACCCUUCCUCCUGGGUGAGCUGAGAGGAGCAGCACAAGACCUCCAGGGUCCAUCCAGUGAGGCCAAGCUACACCUCCAACCGUCGCUCUACCCCGUCCUCACUCUGUUAGCUCAACUCCAGCCUGGCGUCCACGAUUCAACGGAAACUUUGUCAGACUUCCUGCCUCCUUUACUUCAGCUGUCUGCCAGUCCUGUUUACAGUGUAAGAGUGAUGGCCUCAAAGGCUUUGGUUGCCAUGACUCCCCCCUCAGAGUACAUGAACAUCCUCCUCAAACUGACGGGUCAACUGCCCAGUCCGCAGGAGCGCUGCUGUCACAACCGGCUCCACGGACAGCUCCUGCAGAUCAAAGCUGUUCUGGAGAGAGCUCUCUGCACAGCCAGCGCCCCUUCAGCUGGCCUGUGUGACGUGCUGAGCAGGGUGGAGGCCUCGCUGUGGCUGGCGACUGAGGCUCAACGCUGCCCCCUAGUGAGAGCGGCCUACCUCGGAGUGGCAGACUCACUGAGACGGUUGUGCUGUGAGACCUACCUGUCAGAGCUCAGUGAUUCACUCAUGCAUGACCUCCAGAAACCUCAACAGGCACUUGAGGUUGGCGUGUCAUCAUUCCACCAACAGGCCAUCCACUUUCUAUGUGCAGAUCUAACGUGCGCACGUCGAAUCUGGGACAGCUUCUCUGCACUGAGCCCCGAUCUGAGGCUCUCACUAGUCUCAUGGGUGGUGGAUGGGUGGGGUUCGCAGCAGACCAGCUUGAGAGAGGUGAUCCAGAGGGUGUUGCAGACAAACCUGAGGGAGGCGCUGUUGAGCCACAGUGUGGAGUACCGCAGGACCUACCUCGCAGCCCUGGCAGCAGUGAUGGCUGGCAGUGAUUCUACUUUAUCCCAACAUCUUCCUCAGUCGGCCCCACUGGAGGAGCCAGUUCUGUCUGAGUGUCUGGAUUUGUUGCUGGGAGACCUGGAGGACCAGCGAUGCGGGCCAGAGUUUCUCUCCCAGGCUCUGUAUGCUGCUAGUCUGCUGCUCUCCCGGUGGCCAGAGUCCAGUCUAAAGACGUCCAUGCUCCAGCGCUGGUGUAGCGUCUUGGAGUGCCAACGGUCCCCAGACGCCCCUGAAGUGCUCAGGAUGGCGUGUGCUGAAGCUCUGUGUGUGGCUGGAGUUCCACUUCCACACAGCACUGCCAUCAUGAGCAGGUUGAUCAGCACAGGCCUGUACCUGCUGCAGGACCAAAGCCAGCAGGUGAGGAUGCGGGCGGCCUGUUUUCCCUCCAUGCUGCACCAUGCGAGAAGAGGAGAAAGCCAGAGCAGCGUCUACCUCAUGCAGGUCAACCAGGCUCUGCCGCUCCUAUUGGACCUGCUGCUGGAGGAAUGCUGGGACACCCCUGGCACACUGGAGUUGCUGCUGUGUAACCUGCCUCAGCCUGACCUCAGACCUGUGCUGAGAGAGGCCUCAGAGGCAGGGUGUUCCAGUCUGUAUGAGCAGGAUGAGGCCAAUGUGUUUGCAGAGCCUUCUGUGAUGACUGCACAUGUGCUGCCGUACCUGCUGCAGAUGGCUGAAAGAUACUCUGAAUCCUCUGCUUUGGCACAGAGCCUGAGUGCAUGGGCAGAGGACAGUGCUGCUCAGGUGCAAGACAGCCUUGCAGUCUGCAAAGAGCUCCUGCCAGCUGCGACAUUGACCCCGGCCUGGCUGGCUCUCCUCGUGGACCCCCGUCUCCACAGUACCCUGUGUGGCCUGUUCACCAGAGCUGCCUUUCUCCUCUGGCUUUUGAAAACAUCUGAUGAUGUACGACACCUUUGUGAUCCUUCAUCCCUGCACGUGAGCUUACGGGAAGUUUGUAGUCUGCUCAGUCAGAACGGUGUCCACUUUCCCUCCACUUUAGCAGCUGCUGUGGCUGGACAGCUGCCAGCAUGACAGGACGGAAGGUCUUUUUCUGUGUGCUCGAUGGGAAAAGCCUUUCGGCCGAUGAGACCCAGGAUGAAAUUACCUGUGGAUAUUUCAGGAAUGCUUAUGCCAUCUGAAUGUGCAGCAUUAGUGAAUGAGUGUUGCAACUGCUGAUGCUGCAGUAGACCAGCGCUUGGCACGCUGACUAAGUUAUGUAAGAGCUCAGUGGCUCCAGUCUGUUGCAUUCAUCAUCAUGUUACCUGUAUGCAGAGGAGACCUGCUAGGCAUUAGGUGCCAUAUGCACAUGAGGGGGCAUAACAGUUGUUCCUAGAGGCCUAGUUUUUCCACAGUGCUUUUAUAUAUUUUAAGUGUUUAUAUCAUUAUUUUUUCUGGACUUUUAUUUUAUCUUUGGAGAAAAGCUUUUUAUGCAGAGGGAGAAUAGCCCCAGGUCUGUUUUUUAUGAUCACUGUCACCCCUGGAGCAACAGUCUUAUUUCCAGAGCAGUGCUCCGGUUUGUUUGUUAUGUCUCAGCAGCAGCAGUAGCAGAGCGCAGACUGAUGCAGUGAUGUAAUGCACCAGCAUCAGGAAAAAUUGGCUGCUUGGUGCCCAGCGGGGGAAUAUAGGGUACACUUUAAUGCUCCAUUAGAGGCCUUCUGCCUAGAUAAGUGUCCAUUUUCCAACCACAUGAGGGCUGAAGAUGAGUGACUGGAUCUGAUAGAGAGCCAUCAGUUGCUCCGCAACGGACCGCACACUAGAGCAGUCUUACAUCAUCAGAUAGCCCACUGCUCUUGUUCGAGAUGGGCAGCUCUCAGUGGUUGACAAACACCAACACGAAAGAGUUUGUGCAUGCUCUGACUGGCCAUGUUAGGCCAUUACUGAAAUGUAAAUGGAGGUUUUUAUUGUUGAAUCUUCACUGCCUUUAUUUCCUUUUGAUACGAUGCUGUCAGAGUUGAUUCAAUUCUCAGGAUCUAAACAAUCAAUUUAUCAGCAUCAACAACAUGACUGCUGUUCUGUAUGUACAUAUGGUAUGGUCUAUUCCAGUUAAGGUUUCGAUUGUGUGUCUAGAUUAUGCAACAGCUGUGACAUCAAGCUUGCCUCAGUGAUUCAUACAUAAAGCUCAUGCAAUGUAUUCUCCAUGACCCAUGCCAAAAUGAACACCUGGUGUGCAGAGUUUUAUGAGAUUAGCAUGUGCCUCAGGAAGCCAAGAAAGCUGCAGGUGGUUGUUGUCAUUUUCCUGACGCAUUCUGUGGCAGAACAUGACGCACUGAACAAGGUCACGCAAGAUAAUGAAAGUUAGAGGGCGACACUGUGACAUCAACAUUUUUUAGCAAACCUUGAAUCAUCAAGAAGUCUGGCAGAGCUUGAAUUGCGCCACGUGUACGGCACCUACAGCGUGACACAGUGUGUCAUUGAUGGAAAAUGUCGUAGAUUCACAAGUAAUUUGAGACGAGGCUUCAUAGCACUCAGACCCUUUGAAAUCCAAAUGGGGGCUUGAACUUCGCUCUACUUCAAGAUGAGGGCAAGAAAAGCGUGGCAGGAUUGCGACAGCUGGUCAAUAUGUCUGAAAACAAAUGCGUAAUUUUUGACUGUUAAUUCAUCUAUCAGACUCUGCUUGUGUGCAACAUCGUGUCAUUUGCCUCCUGCCUCAACCUUGAAACAGUCUGAGGAGUGUAAAAACAGGGUUGGAAGUUUCCUCAAGGCAAAGUGUGCAGAAAACUAGAAAACAACCAUCUGCCUUUGUAAAUGCCUUUGCUAUUGUUACUGAGGGCUAUAAGCCUGCCUCCUACUAAGGAAAUGAUUAACUAUGGUAACAGGGAACAAGGCCAAGUAGGUACAACCACUUUCACUGGGUGUGUGUGUGUGUGUGUAUGCAUACAGUCUUGUACAGUCUCAUCUGGGGCAUGAGCAUUCAGUGUUUUUCCACUGAAGGAGUCCGUGGAUCUUAGCUCCUCAGGUUCAAAAAUGGCAAGAGUUAAAUGUUUUUUAAUCUACAAAUGAAAUUACAGUUAUAAUGAAUGCAUUUGUUUUUGAAAGAAGACAUUGUGCAUUUAGAUUUUUAAAUGGAAUUGUUUAUGCUGAAUGUAAUAAAGUGAACCAUUGAGGUUGA
Messenger RNA from Chelmon rostratus (copperband butterflyfish), 7699 nucleotides. Its product is annotated as thyroid adenoma-associated protein homolog. The transcript has 31 exons. The coding region runs from base 10 to 5622 and encodes 1870 amino acids. The record is from RefSeq and is a predicted model, not a curated record. Gene Ontology annotation, biological process: tRNA methylation. Gene Ontology annotation, cellular component: cytosol. Lineage: Eukaryota; Metazoa; Chordata; Actinopteri; Chaetodontiformes; Chaetodontidae.